AUGGGCGACGCGUCACCUCCAGCUCCAGGAGAUCAUACGCAUCAAAUACCAGCUCAUUUCCACCGCUCACCGGUUACCCACGCCUCCCCGCGUUUACCCCAUGCCAUCGCCCAUCGAGGGUUCAAAGGCCAGUAUCCCGAGAACACUAUACUCUCAAUCGAUGGCGCAAUCCGGGCAGGGGCUCACGCCCUCGAGCUCGACCUUCAUAUCUCCCGCGAUGGGAUCGUGGUGUUAUCACACGACCCAACCCUCAUGCGCUGUUUCGGCAUCAACAAGAAGGUCAGCGACUGCGACUGGGAGUAUUUAAAAACUCUACGAACUCUACAAGCUCCCCAUGAGCCCAUGCCCCGGUUGAUCGAUGUGUUGGAAUACCUAAGCCAACCAGGUCGGGAGAAUUUCUGGAUCUUGCUAGACAUAAAGCUCACCAAUGAACCCUUCGCUAUAAUGGAACUGGUCGCCAAAACGAUCGAAUCAGUCCCUCUACCAGCGAACGGACCCGACUGGCACCGACGAAUCAUUCUCGGCUGCUGGUCUGCACGAUACCUACCCGCGCGAGCGAAAUACCUGCCGCGGUAUGCAGUAACACUAAUCUGUGUCGACUUGAGCUAUGCGCGUCAAUUCCUCCAAGUACCCCUUAUAUCCUUCAACAUCAACCAGAAGGUCUUGAUGGGCCCGCUGGGACGAGGAUUCCUGGACGAGGCGCGCCUAGCCCGCCGCCAAGUCUAUUGUUGGACGGUGAAUGCACCGAAUCUAAUGCGUUGGUGUAUCCGACACGACAUCGACGGUGUGAUCUCCGACGAGCCCGGACGAUUCCGACAGGUCUGUCAAGGGUGGGAGAAGGAACGUUCGGGUGUAUUGGGUAUCCCGAAUCUCAAUUUAGAUCGGCUCACUUUGAGACAACGUAUCGAGAUCAUCGCUGCGACGCUCUAUGUCAUUUGCUUUGGCUGGAUCUUGAAGCGGAUGUACCUUACUCCGGUUGCUCAACUGGAGUUUGAGGAUCACAAGUCGAAAUAG
Messenger RNA from Penicillium mononematosum, 1014 nucleotides. Its product is annotated as glycerophosphodiester phosphodiesterase. Gene Ontology annotation, biological process: lipid metabolic process. The coding region runs from base 1 to 1014 and encodes 337 amino acids. Gene Ontology annotation, molecular function: phosphoric diester hydrolase activity. The record is from RefSeq and is a predicted model, not a curated record. The transcript has 4 exons. NCBI's taxonomy places the organism in Eukaryota, Fungi, Ascomycota, Eurotiomycetes, Eurotiales, Aspergillaceae.